UCACGAGGGGCGGGGCCGGUGCAGCGGGGUCGGGAAGGACUCGGGAUCGGGAUCGGGACUGGGAUUGGGAUUGAGAUCGGGCAGAGCCGCUCCCGCGAUGUCGGUGAACGCGGACCUGCGGAGGGAGCGCGCCGCCGCCACCUUCCAGCCCGAGCGGCUCACCCACAUCCUAGACGGCGGCCCUGAGCGCACCCGCCGCCGCAAGGAGAUCGAGGCCUUAGUUCUUAAUGACCCUGACUUCCAGCACGAGGAUUUGAACUUCCUGUCCCGUAGCCAGCGCUAUGAGCAAGCCAUCAGGAAGAGCUCCUUGAUGGUGAUGAAGCUAAGGGAAUAUGGAAUUGCAGAUCCCGAGGAGAUCUACUGGUUUAAAAGCUUUGUUCACCGUGGACGGCCUGAGCCUCUGGACCUUCACCUGGGCAUGUUCCUCCCCACUCUUCUCACCCAGGCCACCCCAGAGCAGCAGGAUCGCUUCUUCAUGCCUGCCUGGAACCUGGAGAUCAUUGGCACUUAUGCCCAGACUGAAAUGGGCCAUGGGACUCAUCUUCGGGGCCUGGAAACGACAGCCACGUACGACCCCUCUACACAGGAGUUCAUCCUCAACAGCCCCACUGUCACCUCCAUUAAGUGGUGGCCAGGUGGACUUGGGAAGACGUCGAACCACGCCAUCGUCCUGGCUCAGCUCUACACCCAGGGCCAGUGCAAAGGCCUGCACGCCUUCAUUGUCCCCAUCCGGCAGCUGGGCACACACGAGCCUCUGCCAGGUAUUACAGUGGGUGACAUUGGCCCCAAAUUUGGCUAUGAUGAAAUGGAUAACGGCUACCUGAAAAUGGACAACUUCCGAAUUCCUCGGGAAAACAUGCUGAUGAAAUAUGCCCAGGUUGAACCAGAUGGCACCUAUGUGAAACCAGUCAGUGACAAGUUGACCUAUGGCACCAUGGUGUUCAUCCGUUCCCUCAUCGUGGGUGACUCUGCUCGCUCGCUGUCCCGGGCCUGCACCAUCGCCAUCCGCUACAGCGCCGUCAGACACCAGUCUGAGCUGAAGCCAGGGGAACCAGAACCCCAGAUCCUGGAUUAUCAGACCCAGCAAUACAAACUCUUUCCUCUCCUGGCAACAGCAUAUGCCUUCCAUUUUGUGGGAGCCUACAUAAAGGACACCUAUCAUCGUAUCAAUGGGGACAUCAGCAAGGGGGACCUCAGUGAGCUGCCAGAGCUGCAUGCCCUGACAGCGGGGCUGAAGGCGUUCACCUCCUGGACUGCCAAUGCUGGCAUUGAGGAAUGUCGGAUGGCGUGCGGCGGGCACGGCUACUCCCGCUGCAGUGGCAUUCCCGACAUCUAUGUCACCUUCACCCCGUCCUGCACCUACGAGGGGGAGAACACCGUCAUGAUGCUGCAGACUGCCAGGUUCCUUAUGAAAAGCUACACCCAGGUGACCUCUGGACAGCAGGUCAGUGGCAUGGUGUCCUACCUGAACGACCUCUCCAGGCAGCGCAUCCAGCCCCAGCACGUGGCUGCCAGGACUGUCACCGUGAGGAUCAAUGACCCCACCAGCUUGGUGGAGGCCUACAAGUCACGUGCUGCCCGGCUUGUAGAAUCUGCAGCAAAGAAUCUGCAGGCUGAGCUGAACCACAGAAAGAGCAAGGAGGAUGCCUGGAACAGGACUUCUGUUGAUCUUGUGCGGGCAUCAGAGGCCCACUGUCACUAUGUGGUGGUGAAGCUGUUCACAGCCAAGCUGGCCGAGGUCGGUGACGCCGCCGUCCGCGCGGUGCUGACCGACCUGUGCCUCCUCUACGCCCUGUUCGGCAUCAGCAGGAACGCAGGAGAUUUCCUGCAGGCCGGUAUCUUGACCAGUGCCCAAGUAACCCAAGUGAACCAACACGUGAAGGAGCUCCUGGCUGUCAUUCGUCCCAAUGCAGUGGCACUGGUGGACUCCUUUGACUUCCAUGAUGUCCAUCUGGGGUCUGUGCUUGGCCGCUACGACGGCAAUGUCUACGAGAACAUGUUUGAGUGGGCAAAGAAAUCCCCACUGAACAAAACACAGGUUCAUGAGUCUUUCCAGAAACACCUGAAGCCAAUGCAAGCCAAGCUGUGAAGCCUGAAAGUUUUUUAAAAUGCACUCUUGCCCUGCCCUGAAAAGUGGAUGUUUGCAUCCUUCCUUCAGGCACCCAAAUCAAACCUUUGAAUGCUGUAGCUGUAGGACAGUGAAUAAUUGUAGCCUUUCUUUCCUCUUUUAUGAAUGGAGGAGGUGUUUGGGGAGAGUGCGUAGGGAUUGAUGCCUGUUUUUAAAGUGCAAUUAUAAUGGUAAAAUUAACCUUUUAAAAAUCUGGGAAAGCUUUAUGGAUUUAUACAAGGAUUGCUUUUGUGAAGCUGCUAACUAGAGAGAAGUUCCUGUAUAUGGAACUGGAAAAGGUGGCAGGGCUUCACUAUGAUGUAGUUGAUGGCCCUCAGGCAGUAGUUUCUGGUGAGCAGUUAUGUCCUCCCCUCAAAAAAAGCAUCAGUGUCUUGAUUUUUUUAAUUUUUGGUUUUUAAGAUUAGCCCCACCUGUCUCCUCAUUUGGCAAAUGUUUGUGCUGUGUGAAGCCUCCUGCAGAGCUCUGUGCAUGUGAGUCUAAGUGUGGCACUGUUUUCCUGAUGGAUCUGGGAAGUAAAUACCCAUCCUUCUCUGGAGCUCUGCUUCAGGCAUCUUUCCAGAAGAAAUCCUUGUGUUUCCUUUGUUUUCCUUCUUUCACUGCCCUGCACAAACUCCUUUUUCCUUUGUGACAGCUCUUGGUUAAUAGGAGGUCAAAGGAGAACAGAGUGAUGCUGCUCUGAGGAUAAAACCAACUCACAGUAAUCAGCUGGGUGCUGAUGACAGAUGUUCUGCCCCUCUUUUCACUCUUAGCAUUUUCUAGCACUAUCUCAAAGCACUUUACAAAUGUUACUUAUGUUGAUUUGGUGGGAGAAAAACCACAUGUAGUGGUAAAAACUGCAAAUUUGCCCUGGAAUGAUGAAGCCAGUAUUGGAGGGCAGAAAUCAGUUGACCAAUAUCCUCAGGUCUUCUGAUUUUUCUGGGAUGUUGUCCUGGUUUCUAAAGGCAUCUGCCAAGAAAACGACAAUCCCAAGUGAAGUGUCCAGGGUUUUAUUAUUUUUACUACCCACGCAUUUCCAAGGAGCUUUCUCUGAUUUGCUUAAUUUUGUUUUGAUACCAACUUGGGCCUUGCAUGGUGCUGUCUGAUUGAACAGGAAGAUUUCAGCUUGGAGGAGGACAUCCUGCUGCCCAGGGAAAUCAGUGCAACAGCUACAACCAAGCAAAAUCAUCACUGCUUUUCCACACCAGUAACUCUGUCCAGUAACCAUAAAACCUCUUCACACUAGAGAAGGACAACUCUGAGCUUAAAAUGGUAAAAAGCUUCAGCAUAAACCCAAAUCCUGCAGUUCUGAGGCAACACCUGAGAAGCUGCUUCUCUGCAGCUUUGGAAUCCGUUAGUCUCUAAUUUUGAAUCAGUUUUCUGGCACUAACAAUGAUCAGACACAAGGUUUGGCUCCACGUGCAGUAGCUGAACAGAAAAAAAAUGUUUAAUUUUAAAUAAACUAAUCAAACUUGCCUUUUGGCUGCUGAGUGUUUCAGGUCCCGUGGAAGUUCAGGAUGCCAGAGGAGGCUGAGGGCUCUGCCUUCCCCGUGUCCAGUGUAACAGGCUGCUGGCCUGGGGAGGGGGGAUGGGGGAGCAGAUUAAAAAUAUGCUAAUGAGAACAGCACUAGCUGUGUACAGAUCUAAUAAAUUACAAAAAUGUGUUUUCAGACAAAA
Motacilla alba alba is the source of this 3781-nucleotide messenger RNA. It is a transcript of the gene ACOX1, whose product is annotated as acyl-CoA oxidase 1. Lineage: Eukaryota; Metazoa; Chordata; Aves; Passeriformes; Motacillidae. The transcript has 14 exons. The record is from RefSeq and is a predicted model, not a curated record. Gene Ontology annotation, molecular function: FAD binding; fatty acid binding. Gene Ontology annotation, biological process: very long-chain fatty acid metabolic process; lipid homeostasis; fatty acid beta-oxidation using acyl-CoA oxidase. Gene Ontology annotation, cellular component: peroxisome. The coding region runs from base 98 to 2089 and encodes 663 amino acids.